This is a messenger RNA of Micropterus dolomieu (smallmouth bass), 1281 nucleotides long. Its product is annotated as 23 kDa integral membrane protein-like. The transcript is spliced from 8 exons. Bases 259 to 879 code for a protein of 206 amino acids. Gene Ontology annotation, cellular component: membrane. NCBI's taxonomy places the organism in Eukaryota, Metazoa, Chordata, Actinopteri, Centrarchiformes, Centrarchidae. The record is from RefSeq and is a predicted model, not a curated record.
UGCAGUCUUGAAAAGGUAAAGGUUCAUUGUUGACUGGUUAUUUUGUCAUUAAAUUAUUUCCACAUCUGUCUUUGAUAUAGAUUGUGGUAGUUUUCCUCCUGUCCUCUUAUGUUUUAGAUCUGUGGUGGACUCAUCAUCAUCAUCUCCUUGGCUCUGCUGUCUCCGUCGCUGGACGACUUGCAUGGAGGAGAAGACGUUGAAGUUCAGAGAACCAGUCACUACACUACAGUUGUCCUCUACAUCGCUGGCUCUGUUAUCAUGGCGAUCGCCGUCUUGGGAGCCUAUGGAGCCUUUAAGAAGAACCGGGUAACUCUGACUGUGUUCCUGGUGUGUACGGUCAUUGGAAGUCUGCUGAUGCUCCGAGCUGGAGUCUCUGCUGCCAAAGCCCGACCCAAGUUGGCGAGUGUGAUGGAGGAAAGGUGGCGUUCGUUUCUUCCACUGGAUCAGGCUUCAGACGACAUCAAGAAUCAGGCUGAAGCUCUGCAGAAAUCACUGCACUGCUGUGGCCUGUUCAGUCAUGAGGACUGGAACGGGAACAUCCCCGGCUCCUGUCUGUGCAACCGGGAGGAGGAGCUGCAGGGAAAGUGUCACUCCAUCAGAUACGGAAACUUUGUGUUCAACCUUUUCUGGGAGAAGAAGUCUGUCUUCAGACAGAACUGCUUCCCUCUCCUCCUGUCCUCUGUUACAAGAAGUGCUAACAUCAUACUGGGCGUCUUCUUCACUCUGUUCGCCCUGGCGCUGCUGGGCUCGGUGCCGUCUUCACUGAUGAUCUACCAGAUGUACAACACCUCCGACAGGCCGAACAUGCCGCUGUUUGUACCAGUGAUGUUCAUCGACCAGCCGCCUGCCUACCAGCAGCUGGACAACCUGGCAGAGUAGGCGGCUUCAGAACUUAAACCAUGAUGCGAAACAGCUUCAAGAUAUUCCUCUGCUUUUCUUUUACCUUAGCCAAGAUGGUGCGAGGAGGACUGGACUGUUUGUUGAGGGUCCAAAUACUGAUGAUAAUCAGAAAUAAUAACUAAUUAAAAUAGCUUUUAUAUAUAUAUAUAUAUAUAUAUAUAUAAAGGGCAUGAGGUUCAGGCUGCUCCAGAAGCUUCUAGCUCUCUCGGUGUCUGAACUACUGGGAUCCCACAUGAACAGAAUUUAAGUCUGAUGAAAGUUGUUUGUUUGUUUGUAUGUUGCUUAUUUAGCCAUGAAUGUUUAAUGUUAAUAGAGAAAAACGUAGGAGUUUUAAAAGGAGUGCAAAUGUAAACAUGUCAGGAAAAUAAAGAGUCGAUUUGC